This is a messenger RNA of Copidosoma floridanum, 5007 nucleotides long. RefSeq names its product CD109 antigen. NCBI's taxonomy places the organism in Eukaryota, Metazoa, Arthropoda, Insecta, Hymenoptera, Encyrtidae. Gene Ontology annotation, cellular component: extracellular region. The record is from RefSeq and is a predicted model, not a curated record. Gene Ontology annotation, molecular function: endopeptidase inhibitor activity.
GUAUGCCUUCUUUUUUUUUUUUUUUUUUCCUUCGCCUCGGUUUUCCCUGGUGAAGAGUCUCUGUUAAUACCCGUACAUAUACCUACUAACAUACCGCUAUAAGAAAGAGAGAGAGAGAGAGAAAAUAAGGGGAAGAAGAAAGAAUUAAGAGAGCCUCCGAGUGAAAGAUCGAAAUCGAGGCUUGGCCUAUUUCAGGAGGCCAAGAGGAAAGUCGUGGAACUGUACAUAUAUUAUACCUGUACAUCUGAUGUGUACACAACGUAGCCGCGUCCGCGAGAGCAUAACAGAAUAAGUAUACCUGUAUACACGCAAACACAUAUAUCGGAAAGUAGCCGGUGCAGUUGUAGCUCCGAGAGCAGACAAAGUUCCGUCGUAAAACCAUGGACUGGUCACCUUGGCCAUUUCUGCUGCUAUUCUGCGGCUUAGCGGCCGGACAAUCGUACUACUCCAUUGUCGCGCCCCGAGUCGUCAGACCAAACUCGGAGUACCAUGUGGCGAUAAGCAUCGUCGGCGUCUCCGAGCCAACGACGACCUUCGUCGAGUUGUCCGGACAAUUGGACACCGGGGAGUCCUUUGUCGUGUCGGACAGCGUCGUCGUCGAGCCCUACGCCACGAGGGUCCUCAGUUUCGAGGUCGGCGACACCGGGCCCGGGAAAUACAGGCUCCUGGCGCGGUCAACCAGCGGCUACGCCUUUGUCAACUCGACGGAACUUGAGUACGUGCACAAGAGCUACUCCGUGUUCAUGCAGACCGACAGGUCGGUCUACAAGCCCGGGAGCAAGAUACAGUUCAGGUGCGUCGUUCUCGACUCGAGGCUCAGGCCCACGGCCAACAGGCAGCUCGAGGUUUACAUUACGGACGGCCAAGGCAAUCGUAUAAAACAAUGGGACCGGCCAAGGUUGCACCAAGGAAUAUUCAACGGGGAGCUCGAGCUGUCGCAGUCGCCGGUACUGGGGGACUGGGAAAUCGUAGCCAUCAUUGGAAACCAGACCUUCAAGAAGGCCAUCCAGGUGGCCGAGUACGUGCUACCCAAGUUCGAGGUUACCAUCGACUCGCCGGCCCACGCUACUUUCAAGGAGGGCAAAAUUGCCGUCAUCGUUCACGCCAAGUACACCUACGGUAAACCGGUUAAAGGCGAAGCCACGAUAACGGCCUUCCCGGACAUCUACUCGCCGGUACUGCAGCCGGUCUACCAGUCGCCGAUCCGCAAGGUCGUCAAAAUCGAGGGAAAAGCUACCGUGGACUUUGACAUAGCCAAAGACCUGAGGGUGACGGACGACGACUAUAGGCGUCCCGUGGUGAUCGAGGUCGCGGUGGAGGAAGCAGUCACCGGCAGACGACAGAACGCCUCCCUCCAGAUAACGUUGCACAAGCACAAGUACACGAUGGAGUUGCUGAGAACCGCCGAGUACUACAAGCCCGGCCUCAAGUACACGGCAUUUUUGAAGGUAGCGUACCACGACGGCUCGCCGGUGAUCGACAACACGAACCCGGUGCACGUGACCUACGGCUACACGUACGACCAAGAGAACCUGUACAACAUGACGCGAAUGCUCGACAAGAACGGCAUGGUGGAGCUCGAGUUUUAUCCACCGUCUACGGUGCCCGACAAGAUAUUCCGGCCCCUGAGGAUCGAGGCGGAGUACCUCAACCUCCACGAGUGGUUCCCCUCGACCAACCCGGCGACCUCCAGGAGCGGGGCUUACGUUCAGGCGACUCUGCGCACCGACAAACCCCGGGUCGGCGAUUACGUCGAGAUCGAGGUCAACUCCACCGAUCCGCUCAAGUACCUCAGUUAUCAGGUCCUCGGCCGCGGUGACGUCCUCAACGCGGCGUCCAUCCAGGUGCCGGAUCGACACAUGGCCAACUUACGGUUCCUGGCCACCUACGUGAUGGCUCCGGUGGCCCACGUGCUAGUCUACUACGUCAGGCCCGACGGGGAGAUAGUGGCCGACUCCCUGAACGUGGAGCUCGAAGGUGCUCUCCAGAAUUUCGUGGACAUAAAAACUGUGCCCGGUGAAGUGGAACCCGGGGACAACGUCGAUUUGACCAUUACGGCCAAGCCGAACUCCUACGUUGGCAUCUUGGGUGUGGACCAGAGGUCGCUCCUGCUGAAAUCGGGCAACGACAUCACUUACGACCAAGUGCGCCGAGAGCUGAUGUCCUACGACUCGAACGGCGAGCCGAGCUUCUACGGCGACGAUAACUUUUCGCCCUCGUGGACGAGACCGGGUUCAGCCAGUACCGAGGAAAUAUUCCGCACGAUGGGCACUGUCGUGAUCACCAACGCUUACAUGCACGAGAACCUCCAACUGACUUCAAAUCCGGAUGGCGAUAGGGUUAAAGGUCCGCUGGAGGGGCUGGCAUUAUCGACGCUGAAGCCGGACAUUGGGCCGCCGGUUCGGCACAGAUUCGCCGCGCGGCCGGCUUGGGCCGGACGUUACGCCUUCUCGUACGUGCCGCUAGCCCCUUGGAGGCCUCGUGUUUUCCUCAUGCAUGACAUCUUAGACACUUGGCUUUUUUCAAACAUGUCUUCAGGGUACGAAGGAAAAACAGUGAUCCGAAGAACUGUACCGGACAGCAUAACAUCGUGGGUGUUGACCGGUUUCUCGGUCGACCCAACUUAUGGACUCGGUCUCAUGCAGUCACCUAGAAAGCUGAAAGUGUUCAAACCUUUCUUCAUCUCGAUGAAUCUCCCUUACUCCGUGAUUCGUGGAGAAAUCGUAGCAGUGCCGAUCGUCAUAUUCAACUACAUGAACAAAGAUCUCACGGUGGAAGUGGUGGUGGAGAAUAACGGCGAUUUCGAGUUUGCCGAAAUAUCAAACGAAGUCCAUGAAACCAAACGCCUGGAACUUUACCGAACCAAAAAAUUGUUCGUACCUGCAAACUCGGCCCAGAGCGUUUCCUUCAUGAUCAUUCCACUGAAGCUCAACCAUAUAACGAUCAAGGCCAAGGCGACCAGUGCCAUGGCAGGCGACAGUAUAGAGUAUCCUCUUCUCGUCAAGGCCGAGGGUGAGACUCAAUACAGAAACAAAGUGGUAUUUGUCGAUUUGAGAAACGACGACUCGACAAAGACUAACGUCACCGUCGACAUUCCCAACCAUUUUGUUCAAGAUUCCGACUACGUCGAGGUAUCGGCGGUCGGCGACAUACUUGGCCCAAGCAUCCCUAAUCUCGACAAGCUCAUCAAAAUGCCGUUCGGAUGCGGCGAACAGAACAUGCUCAACUUUGUGCCAAACAUCGUGAUUUUGGAAUACUUGAAGAACACAAAUCAGCUGUCUCCAGCCAUCGAGAGCAAAGCACUAGGCUACCUGGAAACUGGCUACCAGCAGGAACUGACGUACAGACACGCGGACGGCUCCUUCAGCGCUUUCGGCAAGUCAGACCCGCGCGGCAGCACAUGGUUGACGGCCUUCGUUGCUAAGUCGUUCAAGCAAGCCGAGAAGUACAUCACGGUGGAGGAGAAAAUUGUGUCGGACGCAUUGCGCUGGCUGGCCGAAAACCAGGCGGCCAACGGCAGCUUCCCCGAGGUCGGAACUGUCAGCCACAAGGACAUGCAAGGCGGCGCGGCCAAGGGCCUCGCCCUCACGGCUUACGUGCUCAGUGCUUUUCUAGAAAUCGAGAACAUCGACGGCCCUUAUCGCAACGUCAUCUACAAGGGCGUCGACUACGUGGUGCGCCACAUGCAGGACCUGGACGACAACUACGCGCUGAGCAUCUGCACGUACGUGUUGGGGUUGGCGCGCAACGCCUACGAAGACGAGGCUUUCCGUGAACUGGAGCGACGGGCCAACUACACUCUCGAGGGAGGUCUCAAGUGGUGGAGCAAGCCAGUGCCCGAGCCGGAGCGUAACAAUCCCUGGUACUCGCUGUCCCGGUGCGCCGACGUCGAGAUGACCUCGUAUGCCAUGCUGUCGUACCUGCGUAGGAACAUGCUCACCGACGCCACGGCCAUCAUGAAGUGGCUGAUAAAGCAGCGCAACGCCGAGGGCGGCUUCGCCUCGACUCAGGACACGGUCGUGGGCCUGUACGCCCUGUCGAAGCUGGGCGAGAAACUCAGGACGAACCUGUACGACGUGAAGAUCAAAGUGACGACCGACGCCGGGGAGACCAAGGAGAUCAACGUCAACUCGAGGAACUUUAUGAUCGUGCAGAAACACGAGCUGCUCGGGAGAACUCGAAUGAUGAAUAUCACGGCUACGGGGACGGGUUUCGCGCUCGUCCAAGUCACCUCGCGCUACAAUCUCAACGUGACCGGGGCCUUCCCGCUCUUCACCCUGGAUCCCCAGGUCGACACGAUAUCCACCAACGAUCACUUGCAGCUAUCGAUCUGUUCUGGGUUCAUCCCAACGAAAGAGGCCAAUGAGAGUAACAUGGCCGUCAUGGAGGUGAGCUUCCCGUCGGGCUUCACGGUCGAUCAGGACGCCCUGCCGAGCUUGGAGCUGUCGCAGCACGUCAAGCGCGUCGAGACCAAAAACGGCGACACCAUGCUCGUCCUGUACUUUGACAAGAUGGUUCACGACAAGGAAUAUUGUCCCACGGUAUCGGCCUACAGGACGCACAAGGUGGCCAAACAGAAGCCAGUUCCCGUUUCGAUAUACGACUACUACGACUCGUCGAGACGAGCGAGGGUGUUCUACGAGCCAAAGAUGACGACGCUGUGCGACCUGUGCGAGGACGAGCAAUGCGGCGACGUCUGCAUCAAGGCGAACAAGCAAGAGACCGGCUCCUCGCCAUCCAUCUCCUCGAGUUCAACGGUGCCCGUCUUCCUCGCGCUGAUAUUCGCCAGUCUCGCUUGCGUCCAUCUCAAUCUACGAAGGCUCUCGAACGUUUUGUUGUAAAUUUUCUGAGAUAACGGUCAACAUAAGGAAAUUAUAUAAUUAUUCUCAUAGAAGAUAGAUAUUUAUAGAUAUUUAUAGAAGAUAUAUAUAGAUUCUUUUUUUUUUUUCUACUUUUUAAUUGUAAAUUUAAGUAUACGCGACAAGAAAUAAUUGUGUUUUUAUACUA